Struthio camelus australis is the source of this 1562-nucleotide messenger RNA. The record is from RefSeq and is a predicted model, not a curated record. NCBI's taxonomy places the organism in Eukaryota, Metazoa, Chordata, Aves, Struthioniformes, Struthionidae.
AAAUCCUGAAAGGGAGAGAGAUGGUAGCAGAGUCUCUAGAUGCUGGGCAUCAGCCUUGUGCCCACAGCCCCCUCUUCUCAUCUCCGCAGGAUGUGCAGGUCCCUGUGUGUCCUCUCUGCAACACCCCAGUCCCCGUAAGGCGGGGGGAGAUGCCCGAUGUCGUGGUGGGGGAGCACAUUGAUCGUGACUGCAAGUCUGACCCUGCACAGCGCAAGCGCAAGAUCUUCACCAACAAGUGUCUGAAGCCCGGCUGCAAGCAGAAGGAGAUGAUGAAGGUGAUAUGUGACCAGUGUCACAAGAACUACUGCCUCAAGCACCGGCACCCCCUGGACCAUGACUGCAGUGGGGCAGGGCGUCCCCUCUCCAAAGCUGGACACGCUGCAGUUGCAAGAGCUGAGGCAUCCUCUUCCAAAGCAGUCACUGUGUCAAGCAGCGGAGCUUCCCGGCCAGCAGACAGCCCCUCUGCUCCAGCCUCUGCCAGAGGAGGCAGAGCAGCCACAUCCCAGACUCGCAGCGCCUCUCCUCCGGCUGUCCUGCUGCAGAACGGACUGAGCGAGGAAGAGGCGCUGCAGCGAGCUCUGGAGAUGUCCCUGGCAGAGUCAGCACAGAGCUCUGUGCAGCCACCCAGCACGCAAGAAGAGGAAGAUCUGGCACUGGCCCAGGCACUGUCAGCGAGCGAAGCUGAGUACCAACAGCUACAGCGACAGGACAGAGGAAGAAGCCUAUCUUCCCUUGCUCACCGUGUGCUUCUUCCUGUUCCAGACGCAUGGUUCAAAGCCAUCAAACUGCAGCAUGUCCUAGGCCUGCAAGGGCAGGGUGUGCCAGCAGAUGUGGGAGCCUGCUUGUGACCUGAGGAACGGCUGUGGCCUCCCAGUUGAGUGCUGUGGAGUUCUGGCCUGGACACUGAUAACAGGAGCCCUUUGCCAGGGACAGCUGAUCUCCCUGGGGGCUGUAAGCAAGCUAGCAAACACACUCUGGCAACACAGCCCUGUAGAAAAUCGAUGCAGCAAAUUGCUGACACUGCUGGAGAGGUGGAGGCUGUUGUGGAACAAGGCCCAGCACACACUGACCAAAGCAAGCAGCAGCCCAUAGCGUGCACUUAGCCCACAGCUGCUGUUGCCGUGUCCUGGGGCUGCAGUGCUGGUGGGAUUAUGCACUGUGGAUGGAGGUGAGGGCACAGCUAGCCUGCAGGGGAGGAGUUGCGUGGGGACAUCUCUGUGUGCUUGGACAUACAGCUGGGAUGUGGCUGCCUGCUGCGCUAACAGGGGCCUGGAUUUCAUGCUCCAAGGAGGGUCCAGCCAACCUCUCAGCAGAUGGCAGCAGUGGCUGGAAAGGUCUCUCGCUGUGGGCAUGGCUCAGCUGAAUCUGCCACUGUUUGGCAGUGCCCUUCCCUGCUCCCCGUGUCCUCGCUGCCUCCCCUGCUGUUUGCAUGCAUAAGACCACAUUGGGCCUUACCCGACUUGGCUUGGGACACUUGUCUGCACAGGGCUAGGACCUCUCUGAGACCGAAUGAAGGCAUGUUUCCUUUCUGAUUUAAUUUAACAAGGAUCGUGAACUGAAAA